Molecule: messenger RNA, 1080 nt
Organism: Candidula unifasciata
Lineage: Eukaryota; Metazoa; Mollusca; Gastropoda; Stylommatophora; Geomitridae
Source: the annotation of a GenBank genome assembly
AUGGCACUUGAGGCAAUCCGCUACCAGAGGGGUAAGCUGGAAAUCCUGGAUCAACUAUUGCUACCUGAUGAAACUCACUACCUUACAAUCACAGACACAGAAGAUGGUUGGAAAGCAAUAAAACAAAUGCAGGUUCGAGGAGCACCUGCUAUUGCAAUUGUUGGUUGCCUGAGUUUGGCAGUAGAAUUGACUGACAAAGACUUUGCAACACUUGUGGAGUUGAGGGACUUUGUGGAAGAGAAACUUGAUUACCUGGUGUCUGCUCGUCCUACGGCAGUUAACAUGGCUGAUGCUGCAGCAAGAGGAAAGGCUUUGAUAAGACAGCUUGUUAAAGGAGAUGAUUACACAUCAGAGGAGGCCAAGCUUUUGCUGAUCAAGGAAUAUGAAAGCAUGCUGCAGAAGGACAUCGAUGUGAACAAGAGUAUAGGGCAUUUUGGUGCCAAGCACAUUUUGCAACACAACAGUGAACAACCAGUGAACGUCCUGACUCAUUGCAACACUGGAUCACUGGCCACCGCUGGUUACGGAACUGCUUUAGGGGUCAUCCGAUGUCUUCAAGAGCACAAAAAACUAAAUCACGUAUACUUCACGGAGACCAGACCUUACAACCAAGGUGCCAGGUUGACUGCUUAUGAGCUAGUUCAUGAGAAGAUUAAUGCUUCUCUCAUCUGUGACAGUAUGGCUGCUGCGUGUAUGGCAGAAAAUAAAAUUCAUGCUGUCAUUGUUGGGGCUGAUCGAGUGGUUGAAAAUGGAGACACUGCCAACAAAAUCGGAACAUACCAGUUGGCCAUUGUCGCUAAGUAUCACAGUGUACCUUUCUAUGUGGCAUGCCCAAGGACCACUUUUGACCCCCAGAAAAAGUCUGGCAAGGAUAUACACAUAGAGAUCCGUCCUUCUCAUGAAAUGACGACAAUCAAGGGCAUCAGAAUAGCUGCUGCAGGUAUCGAUUGUUGGAACCCAGCCUUUGAUAUAACUCCAGCCGACUUGAUCACAGGGGGGAUAAUCACUGAAUUUGGUGUUUUCAAACCUGAAGAGCUGAAGGUCAAGUUUGAAGAACAUGAAAAAGAUGGCAACUGCUAG